AUGCUGGUGACCUAUUUGGAAGCCAGCCGGGACCUUUGCGAGACGGACUCAAUUCUUUUUGGCGCCGCGCUGGCAACCUGCCGUAUCAUAGGCGCCAAGGUUUCCACGGCUGAACGCGCUACUGGCCAUAGUAGCGCUAUCCCAGAAUGGAGAAGAAGAAUUGAGGAACGUAUCGCAAAGGCUAGAGCUCUCAUCGGCAGACUGAUAUGCUUCAGAUCAGGCAACAACAGGCCAAGAAUUGUGCGCACCGUCAGGAUGGCGUUUGCUGGGACAAAUGUCAGUUUGUCCCAGCCGGAUAUAACGCAAAAACUGACGGAGCGCAUAGAUGAUCUGAAGCAGAGAAUCGCUGCUUGGGGAAAGCGGAUUCGGCGAUAUACCGAGAGGUCGACACGGUUCAACCAGAAUCUCUCUUCCAGAGUGAUCAGAAGAGGCUCUAUGAAUCAUUGGAGCGACCAAUGUCGCCCAGGAACUGGAAUUAGAGCAUAUGAGGAGUAUAUUGGAAGAGGCGAUUGUGGAAACGCGCAGUACGCCUCUCGACAAUCGACCGUGACUUCCCCGCAUAGCCCUAAGCAAGCGGAAUGGGCUGUCGUGAGGGCUCUGAACCCAAUGCUGGUGACCUAUUUGGAAGCCAGCCGGGACCUUUGCGAGACGGACUCAAUUCUUUUUGGCGCCGCGCUGGCAACCUGCCGUAUCAUAGGCGCCAAGGUUUCCACGGCUGAACGCGCUACUGGCCAUAGUAGCGCUAUCCCAGAAUGGAGAAGAAGAAUUGAGGAACGUAUCGCAAAGGCUAGAGCUCUCAUCGGCAGACUGAUAUGCUUCAGAUCAGGCAACAACAGGCCAAGAAUUGUGCGCACCGUCAGGAUGGCGUUUGCUGGGACAAAUGUCAGUUUGUCCCAGCCGGAUAUAACGCAAAAACUGACGGAGCGCAUAGAUGAUCUGAAGCAGAGAAUCGCUGCUUGGGGAAAGCGGAUUCGGCGAUAUACCGAGAGGUCGACACGGUUCAACCAGAAUCGUCUCUUCCAGAGUGAUCAGAAGAGGCUCUAUGAAUCAUUGGAGCGACCAAUGGUAAGUGGAACGGGUCCAGCACCGAAUCAGGCCGACACUGUAGCAUUCUGGCGCGGCCUGUGGUCAGAGCCCGUAAACCACAGCGAGGGCCCUUGGACGGAAGUUGCGGCGAGUCAGUGUGCGGGUAUUACGCCCAUGGACCCCGUCAUCAUAACGCCGGAUGACGUAGCUGAGGCGGUCCGUAGGGCCCCGAACUGGAAAAGUCCGGGGCUUGACGGGCUGCAUCACUACUGGCUGAAGGGGUUCAUGGUGUGUCACUCUGUGCUCGCCCGACAGUUUCAAGAGGCUCUCAACCAGAAGUCGCUCCCAAGCCUCUUCACUACUGGGAUCACUCAUUUAGUUCCUAAAGACCAGGGAACUGGAAUUAGAGCAUAUGAGGAGUACAUUGGAAGAGGCGAUUGUGGAAACGCGCAGUACGCCUCUCGACAAUCGACCGUGACUUCCCCGCAUAGCCCUAAGCAAGCGGAAUCGGGCUGUCGUGAGGGCUCUGAACCCAAUGCUGGUGACCUAUUUGGAAGCCAGCCGGGACCUUUGCGAGACGGACUCAAUUCUUUUUUGGCGCCGCGCUGGCAACCUGCCGUAUCAUAG
Parnassius apollo (apollo) is the source of this 1653-nucleotide messenger RNA. Lineage: Eukaryota; Metazoa; Arthropoda; Insecta; Lepidoptera; Papilionidae. The record is from the annotation of a GenBank genome assembly.